AGAGGUAUAGCUGGCACAGCCUGAUCAUUACAUCCCGUGGAGAGCAUGGAGGGGACAGGAGAGGCUGGGGUCUAGCAGGACAGAUCUUCUCUCCCCAGCCAGCUUAGCUGUGUCACUUUCCUGGAGAUGAGACCUGCAGAAUACCGUCAGGCACGAGAAACAUGGGCUCGUGUUUUUCUUGACCUUUCUUCACCUUGAAGGUGAGCGACACAGAACCUGGUUUUUAACUACCCACCUCCUCAGCCUUGGGACAGUGAGAAAAGUUCAAUGGUGCAUAUGGUGGGAGUAAGGGAACUGGGGCUGGUUCACAGCCAGCUUACAUAUUAAACCAUCGUAUCAAAAGCGAGCCACGGUCUGACAAGGAGUGUAACUUGAGGAGAAAGGACACUACUGCCUUUGAGCACGCUGAGGGAUUCUUGCAUGACCUGUCACUCUUUCAGUGCUGUAGCCUGAGCAGGUCUUACUGGUUUUUACCGAAGUGGUGGGAGCUGAAUGGGGUGUGGGCUCAUUUCUAUUCGUCCACAGGCACCUCUGCAAUCUUUUUUUCUCCUUUUUUAAAUUCCCCCUUGGAUAUAACUCGGAGAAGUAGUGUCCAUCAAGUCUGCUGGCAUCUGGGCUCAACACAGCUGAAUUCCUUUUAGAGGAUAUCCUUGCUACAACCCUCUGGACACAUUCCUAGGAGAAGAAGCAGCUGAAGAAAUUUGGCAUCUUUGCUGUACUUUCAAGAAAGAAAUUUCUUUUGACUUUGGAGAGAUUUGCCAGGAAGAUCUGUGGAGUGUCCUAAUCUCUCUCCAUUUGCCCUGCUGAGCAUGGGGUAAUGGUGUUUGACCAUGGUGGUCACCCAGUUACAAUUAGAACUGUGCUUCCAUGGCAAGAAGCUGAGAGGUUUCACCUGCAAAUUGACCAGGUCAGCCAGUGGAUUUCUUCCAGAGACUUCACUCUCCAUUGCCUCCCAGAUUUUUGUGCCAUUCCUUCUGGCUGGCUUGGGUAUGGUAGCUGCUGGCCUCUUGAUGGAUGUUGUUCAACACUGGGAUGUAUUUCGGACAAUUACAGAAGUUUUCAUCCUGGUUCCUGCCUUGGUUGGCUUGAAGGGGAAUCUUGAGAUGACACUGGCAUCCAGGCUCUCUACAGCUGCUAACACUGGACAGAUGGAUGAUGCUCAGAAGCAAUGGAAAAUGGCCACAUGCAAUUUAGCCCUUAUCCAGGUCCAGGCCACUGUGGUGGGACUUCUGGCUGCCAUUGCUGCUGUGAUCCUGGGAGCCAUCUCCAAGGGCUCUGUGGAGCUGAGCCAGGCUGCUGUGCUGUGUGCCAGCAGUGUGACCACAGCCUUCAUAGCUGCCCUUUCUCUUGGUCUGGUGAUGAUUGGUGUGAUCAUCGGAGCAAGGAAAGUUGGGAUCAAUCCAGACAAUGUCGCCACACCCAUAGCAGCAAGCCUUGGAGACUUGAUAACCCUUUCCCUGCUGGCAGGAAUCAGCAGUGCACUCUUCAAAUACAUAGAUAUGAAAUAUCUUUCUCCUCUCAUCUGUGCUGUCUUCAUUCUCAUGAUCCCUCUGUGGGUUGCUAUUGCCAAGCAAAGUCCUUCCCUUGCUGAAGUCCUGAAGUCUGGAUGGCAGCCAGUCAUUGUUGCCAUGAGCAUCAGCAGCAUUGGUGGACUCAUCUUGGACAAAACUGUAACUGACCCCAAGUUUGAAGGCAUGGCAGUUUUCACACCUGUGAUUAAUGGUGUUGGAGGGAAUCUGGUCGCCAUCCAGGCCAGCCGUAUUUCCACAUUCCUGCACUUCUGGAGCAUGCCUGGAGUUUUGCCAUACAAGAUGAGGCAGAAUUGGCCCAACCCAUGCACUACAUUCUUCUCAUCAGAGGUGAAUUCCAAGUCAGCCCGAGUUUUGUUCCUCCUGGUUGUCCCAGGGCACCUCGUGUUCCUCUACACCAUCCAUCUGCUGCAGGGAGGCCACACGUCUCUGUCCUUCACCUUUGUGAUGUUCUAUCUGACUGCUGCUUUGCUGCAGGUAACUCGUCACCCAGAGCCAAGCAUGAAAAUACACAGAAUAAAUGCCAGUGUAAAGAGCAGAGUCCCAGCAACGCCGCUGACCCUGAAAGAUUCCCAUGGAGGCCAGUGGAGAAGAGUGGGAAUCCUCCUCUACGUGGCUGACCUAGUUGUGCGCCUGAUGUGGAGGAAAGCACUGGAUCCGGACAAUUUCUCCAUCCCCUACCUCACUGCCCUGGGAGAUCUCCUGGGCACCGGAUUCCUGGCCAUCUGUUUCCGCCUAGUUUGGCUCAUCCACGGUGCAGACAUGAACCUGGGGAACUGAGAGACCAUCCAUUGCUCCAUGUCACUUGUGCUACAUGGUGCUUUCCUCUGGGAAAACGAAGUAUUUGGUGGUGAGUGCUGGUUCACCUGGCUGGAUUGGGCCUCCCUUGUUGCCCCCCCAACCGCCCAUCUCUCCUCCCCAUCGUGCCUUACAGCUGGGCUUGCUCACCCCGAGGAAUCAGCACCCACAGACUUGUGCCCUCUGAAGGGAGCAAGCUGGCUUUAAGCAGUGCCCGUUGCUCACACCUGCACCUGGCAAAUCAGGCAUUAAGAAACAUUUGCACCAUUUGCAAUGGGAUGACCAUUUUGAUCAGUUCCAGUCCCUAGCACUUAGGCAGCCUGUGACGCCGCUCCAAAGCCUGUGGAGGUCACUGCAUCUGAUCCUGCAAGUGGAAGUUGCGACCUCUCCACAGGACUCUUUCUCUUAAGGGAAAUUCUUUAUUCACCCCCUAUUUUCUCUCCCCUUGUGUCCCUGGAGGGAAAUGAGCAACCAGGUCUUUUACCUUGUCUCUUAUCCAUCACUCAGAUGCUCAGGAUCUGAUACAGUAAGCUCCUCACUGGCCUGUGCCCAGCAGGAGGUUAUCUAGGGUUACCACCUACCUGUUCUGGCAGGUAACUGUUGCCUGACAGACAAGCUGGAUUGAUUUCAUUUUGGAGGUAGGAAGGUUUGUUUUUACGGUUUAUGAAAUGUCCAGUAGUUAAAAUGUUUAUAGAAACACACAGAGAAAUAAAGUGUUU
Messenger RNA from Calypte anna (Anna's hummingbird), 3046 nucleotides. RefSeq names its product solute carrier family 41 member 3 (gene SLC41A3). Gene Ontology annotation, cellular component: plasma membrane. The record is from RefSeq and is a predicted model, not a curated record. The transcript has 11 exons. NCBI's taxonomy places the organism in Eukaryota, Metazoa, Chordata, Aves, Apodiformes, Trochilidae. The coding region runs from base 831 to 2309 and encodes 492 amino acids. Gene Ontology annotation, molecular function: monoatomic cation transmembrane transporter activity. Gene Ontology annotation, biological process: monoatomic cation transport.